Messenger RNA from Chara braunii, 3179 nucleotides. The record is from the annotation of a GenBank genome assembly. Lineage: Eukaryota; Viridiplantae; Streptophyta; Charophyceae; Charales; Characeae.
GUCGAAAUUUUCUUUGGGCGGGAGAUCAUCUAGUAGCACUUUACUAUGGUAGGCUCUGCUCUAUCGACUGCUGCAGUUGAUAGGAAGAGGAAGAGGAUUAAAGAGUGAGCGAAGUCCGAGGCCGGCGGUAGGAGUAAGAAGGUUUUUGGGAGGGAGGUGGCGGUCGAUUGAUAGAAACGCAGCGCAGGGCCUGGCGCAGGAUAUUAAAAACGAAGUCGAUUUUUUUUUUGGGUGGGAGAUCAUCUAGCACUUGAAUUGUUUCUGCUCUAUAGACUGCAGUUGAUAGGUAUUAGGUAGGAGUAAAGAGGGAGCUAAGUCCAAGCCCUGGGAUAGGAGGAGUAGUGAGAAAAAGAGGCCAUAGAUUGUCUUUCGUGCAGAUUUUUUGGGCGGGAGGUGAGGGAGGUGAGGGUGGUGAUGGUGGUGGUGGUGAUCGAUUGAUAGAAACGCCAGCGCACCGCAGCGCCACCAUUCGAAUUGAUUUGAUUGAUUGAUUGAUUCGUGGAAUCAUCAUAAUUCUGCUGAGCGGGAUCUGAGUGACAUCUAACAGGGCUUGGCGCGCAGGGACUGCCAUCUGCUGUUGGAAGGAAGCACGAGGAUUAUGCGGCAACCGACUGCUUCAAGCAGAGAGCUGCCACAGAAAUGCCGCCGCGGGAGGGCCAGGAUGCUACUAUGGUACAUCUUUCUUUCAUUAGGUGCUGUGGGGCAUCUGUUAUUUGGAGAAGCACAAGCAAAAGAGUUGCUGAAAUGGUGUGUUGUUGGCGAUGAGGAGUGGGGGGUGUGCACUCAACUCAUCAAGUACCUCAAUCAGCAGGAUGACUCUGAAUGGAAAUGAGACUCUGGAGCGAUUAGUUGCCUCAUGAACGGUGGUGAUGUUGCUUUUGUCCGUGAGUCUUCCGUUCUCCAGUAUCUGAAUCAGACGAAUAGCCAGCAAGGAUCUGCAAAUAUCACAAAGGAUAAUUUCAGGAAUCUGUGUUGGAAUUUGACUUGCCAGGCUCUGGACGAUCCAGAUACAUGUGUCUGGUUGACGAUUCCCAAUGACCUUAUCAUGACAAGAAUUGGACUGGCGGAUACCAUCAGGGAAAAGACUGUUUCUGUGCUGGAAGACUUGAGUCGGAUGGGCGAAUUUCAGGCAGAAUUCUUCUCCCCGUCAAAAAAUCCAAAGGGUCUGAUCUUUCAGCUUGGGGUCACUGGCAUGGUGCCCGUCACUAGCAACCUGGAGACUUUAUUGGGCAGAGAUGUACUCCAGGCGAUCGCAGCUGUCCAUCGUCUGGACCUGCCAUCUGGAGGCCUUGGCGCAGCGAAUGGAAGCACAGAACUGCCAAAUGUGAAGUGGUGUGCUGUUGGCGAGAAGGAGUUUGAAUUGUGCAAUCAAUUCAUAAUCCAGUUGAAUAACCAAUCAUGGAUGACUUGGAGUUGCAUAAUGCAGGACAAUGUACAAGAUUGCCUCCUUGAUGUGCAAAACGGAACGGCAGAUGUGCUCUCUGUCCCUGCGGAUGUACUGUUUAUGGCAUCUCAUUAUCAUGGCCUCUCAGCAGUCAUGUCCGAAAACUGCUCCGACGCGUCGUCAGGGGGAUAUUGGACAGUGGUCGUGGUUCGAACGGAGGUUUGCAAUCAAAGCCAAGAUUUACGUUUCGCUGCUUUAAAGGGCAAGGCCUCUUGUCAUGGCAUCGGCUACGGUGACUCUGCUGGUUGGAAAUCUCCAGUGGCCACAAUCGUCAACCUAGACCUUGUGAAGAUCCCACCCAGUGGCCAAAAGGAUAUUAGUGCGGUGACAGAGUUCUUCUCUUCGGUGUGUGCUCCCGGCACUGAUGACAGCAAAUUAUGCACUGGCUGUCAGUCUAGUUGCACACCCGACAACGGUACUACUCAAGUUGACUCGGGAGCUCAGGACUGCUUGAACAGUGGGGGAGAUGUUGCAUUCAUUCGGUCUCCGAGGAAUAUGGCACCUGGCGUUUUUAAGGACAUUGAUAGAGAGCGCUUCAGCUUGCUUUGUCCACAAGGAGGAUGUGCAAAUAUGUCAGAGGUUGAUACUUGCAAUUUCUUCUAUGUUCCUUUCAAGGCAGUUGUUGUCAGGGACUCGAUGGAAAAAAGUUUUAUCAACGAAAUGACUGAGACACUUGCCACCGUCUCCAAGAGUGAGAAGUUCAGGGCUCUGUUCAUGGAAGGUGCUAACAGUCAAUCGCUUCUUUUCUCACAAAGCCUUGUGUCGUUGUCUAAAAUAAUUACGACGACAGAUCAGUACCUCAAUACCUCGCUUGAUAUGUUCGCCACAUACUAUGAGCUUUACAAUCCAGGAGGAGUAGCUAUGGCAUCUCACUCUGCAAGGAAUCGUGAGUCUGCAGGGGAUCAGGGUGGUGGCCAGCGGGCUGGGCAGAGCCCGUCGAGAAGUUCAAGGCCUUCGGAGCGGUAUGGGUAUGCGCACCUGCCACCUCACUUGCGGCCUCUGUCGUACAUGUCCGACGAGGAGGCGGAGGACAGACGGUCACGGACCGUGCCGCUGGGAAGCGGGUCCACCCAGGAGUGGGUGGCUACAGAGGUCUGUGGAAGCCGCGACGACGGUUAUGGCCAGUCGUACACCCUCCUCCAGCAGGGGCCGAGUGGCGACGAAGGCGAUGGCGGCGUCAAUCCGUCGUUCGGGCUGUGUAGCGGGAGGUCAUCGGCCGCCUCGCGAACUGUGAUCGUCGACAACCAUCCCGACGACAUGGCGGGCAGGUCUGCAGGGGAUCAGGGUGGUGGCCAGCAGGCUGGGCAGAGCCCGUCGAGAAGUUCAAGGCCGUCUGAGUGGUCUGGGUAUGCGCACCUGCCACCCCACUUGCAGCCUCUGCCGGACACGUCCGACGAGGAGGCGGAGGACAGACGGUCACGGACCGUGCCGCUGGGAAGUGGGUCCACCCAGGAGUGGGCGGUUACAAAGGUUUGUGGAAGCCACGACAGCAGUUAUGGCCAGUCGUACACCCAACUCCUCCAACAGGGGCUGAGUGGCAACGAAGGCGAUGGCGGCAUCAAUCCGUCGUUCGGGCUGUGUAGCGGGAGGUCGUCGGCCGCCUCGCGAACUGUGAUCGUCGACAACCAUCCCGAUGACGAGGCGGGCAGGUGACGACUGUUGCGCGGUCAUCGAAGUCUCCAGCACCGGCCCAGGAGGCAUCGUGGAACAACAGGGAUCCUCUGAGGCAGCAAUA